Messenger RNA from Nematostella vectensis (starlet sea anemone), 1061 nucleotides. RefSeq lists its product as uncharacterized. Gene Ontology annotation, biological process: RNA 5'-cap (guanine-N7)-methylation. The transcript is spliced from 3 exons. Gene Ontology annotation, molecular function: RNA binding. The coding region runs from base 95 to 448 and encodes 117 amino acids. Lineage: Eukaryota; Metazoa; Cnidaria; Anthozoa; Actiniaria; Edwardsiidae. The record is from RefSeq and is a predicted model, not a curated record.
UUAGCAUCCUAGCCUUCUGUGUCUAAAGCACGAGGCCAAACAAAAAGCUGAUCGACUGAUCUGAAACUAGCCUUUUACAGUUUAUUUUGACAAUAUGGCCGGCGAAAUCAUUGCUGGUUACGAAGAGAUGUUUGCAAAACGCUACACUAGUGAAGACCCGGACUACAUGAAGGCGGUGAACAGCAAGACGAUUGCCUCGCCACCCUGCAUCGAGAACUGGCUGACGGCUGGCUAUCGUCGUGAUGAUAGGCGUGACCAUGGGGGGCGUUAUGGAGAGAGAUACCAUCCUUAUCAAAGAGAUGACAGGGGUUACCAAGGCGAUCGCUAUGGCAAUGACCGGUAUGGUAACAGACCGCAGGAUCGUCGAGAUGACAGACGAAGGGAUAACUACUCCAGGCGCAAACCAACAGAUUAUGGGUCAGAGGGAUACUACCAGUUUUACUACUAGGCUUUUGGCUACACUUGUAGACAUGCGGCUCUUUUACUCACACAUCAGUUCUAGACAGGUGGUUACUCACUCACUUAGCUGUGCAUGUCAUGGACAUGUGCACUUUUGUAUAGACACAUCCAGGAAUACUAAACAUUCUUGUAGAAUGUGUUUCAAAGUAAUGUUGUAGAUGACUUUGUGCAAGGUGGUGUGCCAACCAUGAUGCAUUGCAGAUUGUUAUCCAUGCCAUAGAAGGUAGCUUUAUGUAUUGUGCGUUCUUAGUCUAAUAGUAUUUUCCUAACCCAUGGGACAAUAGCAAGGAGAGCUCUUUUAUUGCAAGUAUUGAAAAAGAAUUUUUUUUCCUGUAUUUCCACUUGUAAUGUGAAGUUCAAAUAUUUGUGACAACAGCUAUCCAGGCAUCCUGGGAGACCCAAUAAUCUUGGCCUUCCGAGGAUACUAGAAAUAUGUAUAGAUAUAUUUAGAUAACCAGUCUUUACAGUUUCUGCUAUUUUUUUCUUGCAUAGAUAUCACUUAUAUGUAUUAAAUCUUGUUUUUCUUUUCAUGAACCAUGUUUUACAUGUUUAAGCUGUCUUUCCCAAAGUUAUGAAUUAUUAAAAAAAUCUAUUGGAACAUA